AUACGGGCUAGCUCAAUUUGACAAAACUAGAAGCUGUUAAAAUUAGAAGGACUAAAGUGUUAAUAAAAGAAAAGUUCACUAGUUGUCGAUCUCAACUUUAAGAUAAUUUUCACCCGCCUCCAUUGUUACCGGAAUCUCUCUCUUUCUCCGCCGAACUUCUUCGAAUCAAGUUUCCGUUUAUCACUCUAAUAUUGUUAAAGUUUCCACUGAUACCACGUAAUUUCACUGGGUUAUCUUUAAUCCUAAGUUUAAGCUUUUGGGGCUAUAGUUCUUUCUUUUUCAUUGUCAAUUCUAGGGUUCCUCGCUGGGGUCUAUAUGUUCGCUGUGUUAAUUUAGGGUUUUCACUAGUCCGAAAACGAUAUUUUCGUGUUUCAUUAAGCUUAUAUUUUUCUUUACUAACUGCCUCUAGUUUAUAGAUGCUAUUUUCUGCAGAAUAAGCUUAGGCUAAGUUGAUACCUCUUAUAUGAAGCAGCUAUUAGGUGACCUAGAAUAAUUUGUUAGAUUUUGAAUUUUGAGCAUAUUAUUGGCGAAGCUGUUACUUUAUAGAUGCAAAUGUUUUAAUUCUAGGCGUUAUAUUUCUUUCUAACACAUGCUUUAUAACAAUAACUUGUUGAAGGAAGUGAAAUCUUCAAUGAAACUUUAACUGUUUGUAUAUGUAUAACGGGACUAAUGUGUGUUAUCUGGACUCUGAAUUUAUGUCAGCGCUCUAGUCAUGGCUGAAGCUGAAGAUCAGCAAAAUUUCGUUGCACACAAUGGAGAUCAGGUACCAGAUCAAGGGUCAGAUGAGUUGCAUAAUGGGUUACCGUACCAGGUUCAUGAUGAGACCCUUGUUCACCAACCAUACGAGGUUGAAGAUCCGAUUCUUGAACCUCAGCAGUACGAGGUACCAGAUCCGACUCUUGAACCACAGCAGUACGAGGUACCAGAUCAGACUCUUGAACCUCAGCAGUACGAGGUUGAUGAUCAGUUAGAGUAUCAUCAAUACCAGUUGCAGGACCAGGCUAAUGAAGAUGUCCAAGAUCAUUCGCAAGAUGACCUACAAUAUCAGCCACAAAAUCAGGAGCAGUUUCAGUUACAAGACGAGGCUCAUGAUCAGGCUCAGUAUCAGGCGCAAGGUGAUGUACAAGAUCACAAUGGUGAUGAAGUGCAAGAUAAAGUAGAAGAUGAGGAAGGAAUUCCUGAGCAUCUUGAGUCUCUACAGAAAUCAGAGCCUGAAGAAGAUGCGACAGUUGGAGGUGAGGAGAAGAGGUGGCCGGGAUGGCCCGGAGAGACGGUAUUCCGUAUGCUGGUUCCUGCACAGAAAGUGGGUAGCAUCAUUGGUCGCAAAGGUGAUGUCAUUAAGAAAAUAGUUGAGGAGACAAGGGCUCGAAUAAAGAUUCUCGAUGGUCCUCCAGGCACAACAGAAAGAGCUGUUAUGGUUUCUGGUAAAGAAGAGCCCGAAUCAUCUCUACCACCUUCUAUGGAUGGCCUUCUUAGAGUCCACAUGCGGAUAGUUGAUGGUUUGGAUGGUGAAGCUUCUCAAGCCCCUCCGCCUUCAAAGGUGUCAACAAGAUUACUAGUCCCAGCAUCUCAGGCUGGAAGUUUGAUUGGAAAACAGGGAGGAACAGUUAAAGCUAUUCAAGAAGCAUCCGCUUGUAUAGUCAGAGUUCUUGGAUCAGAGGAUUUACCUGUUUUUGCUCUUCAAGACGAUAGGGUUGUUGAAGUUGUGGGGGAACCAACAAGUGUUCAUAGAGCCUUGGAGCUGAUUGCGUCACAUCUCAGAAAGUUCUUGGUUGAUCGUAGCAUCAUCCCAUUCUUUGAAAAUCAGAUGCAAAAGCCAACUCGCCAAAUGGACCAUAUGCCACCACCACACCAGUCAUGGGGUCCUCCUCAAGGUCAUGCCCCAAGUGUUGGUGGAGGAGGCUAUGGUCACAACCCACCUCCAUAUAUGCAACCACCUCCUAGACAUGAUAGUUACUAUCCUCCUCCUGAGAUGCGUCAACCUCCAAUGGAGAAACAGCCUCAUCAAGGUAUAUCUGCAUAUGGUAGAGAGCCUCCUAUGAAUGUGCACGUAUCAUCAGCCCCACCAAUGGUCGCUCAGCAAGUUACGCAGCAAAUGCAGAUUCCACUGUCUUAUGCUGAUGCUGUAAUUGGGACGUCGGGUUCAAACAUAAGCUACACUAGACGUCUUAGUGGAGCAACAGUAACUAUUCAGGAGACCAGGGGAGUACCUGGUGAAAUGACUGUUGAGGUUAGCGGAACUGGCUCACAAGUCCAAACUGCCGUGCAGCUUAUUCAGAACUUCAUGGCUGAAGCUGGAGCGCCGGCACCAGCACAGCCUCAAACUGUAGCACCAGAGCAGCAAGGCUAUAACCCAUACGCAACACACGGCUCAGUUUACGCAGCGGCUCCAACAAACCCGCCUGGAGGAUACGCUACGGAUUACAGCUCAGGCUACGGUUACUGAUGAAAGAUUUUAAGUUUCUUUAGAAUGUUUUACUAGUAGUUGCAAGCAAGAGUGGAAACGCUAGAUGCCUAAUCGAGUAUAUGUUGUUAUUAGCGAGCACUCUGUGUACUGACAAUCAAUUAUUAUAUCACUUGUUUUGAGACUUCUUCAUUUGUGUACUAUUCAUAACAUUGAUCUAACCGGAAAUCUUCUUUAUAUUCAAAAAAAGU
This is a messenger RNA of Arabidopsis thaliana (thale cress), 2655 nucleotides long. It is a transcript of the gene FLK, whose product is annotated as RNA-binding KH domain-containing protein. Gene Ontology annotation, biological process: positive regulation of flower development. Lineage: Eukaryota; Viridiplantae; Streptophyta; Magnoliopsida; Brassicales; Brassicaceae. Gene Ontology annotation, cellular component: nucleus; cytoplasm. Bases 713 to 2446 code for a protein of 577 amino acids. The record is from RefSeq and is marked reviewed. Gene Ontology annotation, molecular function: RNA binding; nucleic acid binding. The transcript is spliced from 6 exons.